AAGCGCAUACGCAUCUGAGCUCUGAUGGACACGAAGUGGAACGGCAAGGCCCAAAUGGUGGGCCAUUUAUAGCAACUCGUUUGAAAUAAAAUUGCAUUUCAUCUUGUUUUCGCUGACACGAAUCGCAAGACCUUCGGCUGGACUCUGAACCUGAGCAAACAAUUCGCUUUCUGGCGUAUUAAUCUUUGAGCUGUUGUUGUUGUUGCUGCUGGAACUUUGAAACCUUUUCGCGCCUAACGACAAUUGAUUGUCGGCUGAUUUACAAAUGAGGGUUCGCAGAUGUUUAGUUAAGCGGCGGGUUCAAGUUCAAUGUAAAUCAAACGAGUUUGCCAAUUGCUCGCUGGUUUGUUCGGUUUGAAGGACAAUCUGGCUGGCAAUGUUUUUUGGCCAUAUAAAGCCGUAGACUUGGUUUCAAAUCAGCAUCAGUCACUCGUCGACUUUACAGCACCAAACCAACCAACUCAACAUGUUCCGCUUCAUUGCCAUCUGUGCCCUGGCCACCAUUGCCGCCGCUGCCCCGGGAUUCGUUGAGGAACACCACGUGGCCGUGGCUCCAGUUGUGACCAAAGUGGGCGCCGUGGUGCACAGUGCUCCGGUGGCCACUUCCCACCAGAGCUUCACCCAGUUCCACAACCAGGCGGUGCUCACUCCCGUGGUGAAGCAUGUGGUGCCCGCUGUGCCCGUGAUCAAGACUGUGCCGGUGGUCAAGCAUGUGGCUCCCGUCUAUCCCGUGGUCCCGGUGGUCAAGCAUGUGGCUCCCGUUGUUCCCGUUGUAAAGCAUGUGGCUCCAGUGGUCCCGCUCGUCAAGACCGUGCCCGUGGUGCACCAGCAGACUUACGUGGCUGCCCCCGCCCCAGUUGUCCACAAUGUGGCCGCCGUGCCCGUGGUGAAGGCCCUGCCCCAUGCCGUCUCCCACCAGAGCCACACCCAGGUGCACCACCAGAAGACCUUCGUCACCCCGGUGGUUGCCUCCGUGCCCGUGGUCAAGACCGUCGCCGUGGCCGCUGCCCCACUUGCCCAUGUCUACCACCACUAGGAAACUGUUUGAUCGGACGCACGGAUUGUUAUAAUUGCUUCUUUGAAUAAAUUGAUAUUGUUGAUAUUAUAAA
Molecule: messenger RNA, 1109 nt
Organism: Drosophila elegans
Lineage: Eukaryota; Metazoa; Arthropoda; Insecta; Diptera; Drosophilidae
Product: larval/pupal cuticle protein H1C
Exons: 2
Coding region: 467-1036 (189 amino acids)
Source: RefSeq, a predicted model, not a curated record